Messenger RNA from Octodon degus (degu), 842 nucleotides. It is a transcript of the gene Mrpl35, whose product is annotated as mitochondrial ribosomal protein L35. The transcript has 4 exons. The record is from RefSeq and is a predicted model, not a curated record. Gene Ontology annotation, biological process: translation. Bases 65 to 628 code for a protein of 187 amino acids. Gene Ontology annotation, cellular component: mitochondrion; ribosome. NCBI's taxonomy places the organism in Eukaryota, Metazoa, Chordata, Mammalia, Rodentia, Octodontidae. Gene Ontology annotation, molecular function: structural constituent of ribosome.
CUUUAUUCGCUUUUGCUCUGGCACUUUUUCAUCCUGGGCGGCCACCGUAGGGGACGGUGGCAAGAUGGCAACCUUCGCUUUAGCGCGGGCGGUGAGAGCGGCCUCAGGAAUCUUACGGCCCAUGAAUAUUUUGGCAUCUUCAGCCUAUCAGAACGGUGCCAAGAAUGUCUGUCUUAAUUCUGUACAGUCCACUGCACAUUUUAGUCUUACUGGCACACCAGUUGUUUCUUCUGCUCGACCUGUCACAUCUGUCAGAAAUCUGACAUGUGGAUAUACUGCAACAAUCCUUAAUAGAGUGGCUCCCUCACUUCCCAACAUCCUGACAGUGCCAGUCAGAACUCUAACAUACUGCAGCACACAAAAAGGCAAGAGAAAGACUGUGAAAGCUGUUAUCUAUCGGUUUCUUCGACUUCAUUCUGGCCUUUGGCUAAGGAGAAGGUCAGGUUAUAAGAAAAAAUUAUGGAAAAAGACAGCUGCAAGAAAAAAACGCUUGAGGGAAAUUGUGUUCUGCAAUAAAACUCAGAGUAAACUCUUGGAUAAAAUGACGACGUCCUUCUGGAAGAGGAGAAACUGGUAUGUGGACGACCCAUAUCAGAAGUAUCACGAUCGAACAAACCUCAAAGUAUAGAUCAGAAAAUUUUAAAUGUUAUUGAAUCUGUAUUCUUGUGUACAUGAUGGCUUUGCAAAAAUGACUAGGUGUAAAACUUAAAUUUUACUAGCUGAUAUGUGAACAUACAGAUCUAAUGUUCAAUUUAUGAAAACACCGACUCAUUGGAUUAAACAUUCCCAGAUUUGGUUAAGGAACUACAAGUUUAAAGCUGUGUAUUAUUUUUAACCAACUG